AUGAAUGAAAUGCCAAGAAAUGAAAGAGAAUCUUCAGAGGAAAGAAAGCUAGAACUAAGGCUUGCUCCACCUGGUGUUGAAAACUGGUUUCACACCAACAACAAACAAAGAGAUCUUGAUUUUGAUCAUGACUCUAAACUCUCUCUUGGUACUAGUAAUUACUUUCCAACAAACAAUACAUCAUCAUUUCUUCACUUUCCAUCAAACCAACAACAUGUGAUGAGAGCCAAAGAAUCUUCAUCAUCACAACCCUCUUGUCCUAAGCUAGUAGACUUACAGAAUGGUGAUAAUAACAAAGUUACAGCUGUUUCCAACACUUCUCAGAAAAGAACUGCUCCUGGACCAGUAGUAGGUUGGCCACCUAUACGUUCAUUCAGGAAGAAUCUUGCAACAAGCAGUAUUUCUAAACCAACAUCACAAACUGAUUCUCAGACUCAACAUCAUAACAAGGUUGUUGCUGGUAAAAAACCUGUUGAUAACAACUAUGGUAGUAAAGGUUUGUUUGUUAAAAUCAACAUGGAUGGUGUUCCUAUUGGUAGAAAAGUUGAUCUCAAAGCUUAUCAUAGUUAUGAAAAUCUCUCCAUAGCUGUGGAUGAACUCUUCAGAGGACUCCUUAAAGCUCAAGGAGAUUGUUCUGGUUGUGGAAGUAAGAAAAGUAAUGAAGAUGAAGAAAAAGUGAUUAUUGGAAUAUUGGAUGGAAGUGGAGAAUAUACUCUUGUAUAUGAGGAUAAUGAAGGAGACAGGAUGCUUGUUGGUGAUGUCCCAUGGCAUAUGUUUGUAUCAACAGUGAAGAGGCUUCGAGUGUUGAAGAGUACAGAGCUUUCUGCAUUUACACUUGGGAAUAAGCAAGAGAAGACAUGUACUUGA
This is a messenger RNA of Vicia faba (fava bean), 867 nucleotides long. The record is from the annotation of a GenBank genome assembly. NCBI's taxonomy places the organism in Eukaryota, Viridiplantae, Streptophyta, Magnoliopsida, Fabales, Fabaceae.